Molecule: messenger RNA, 9835 nt
Organism: Gigantopelta aegis
Lineage: Eukaryota; Metazoa; Mollusca; Gastropoda; Neomphalida; Peltospiridae
Product: serine/threonine-protein phosphatase 4 regulatory subunit 4-like
Exons: 26
Coding region: 170-3091 (973 amino acids)
Cellular component (GO): cytosol; protein serine/threonine phosphatase complex
Molecular function (GO): protein phosphatase regulator activity
Source: RefSeq, a predicted model, not a curated record
UGGAGUCAAAUUUUGUUGUCAAGUGAAGCUUUCGUAAAAUAUUUCAUAUCUCACCUGUCAUUUUCUGUUUGAGGCAAUAUGGAUACACAUGAAUAGAUAUUUCCUAAAAAGAGAGCUGAUGUCUUAGCAAUGCGGAAGGUUAUGAGGUGAUAAUCACCUUCGAGUUAGGAUGGAUACAACUCCGCCUUCGUUAGCAGAAGAUUUGGCUGAACUUCUAGCAGAGAAAACUAUUUUAAAAGCUCUCAAGACCGUAGAAGAACUUGAUCAGCUUACUGUAGAUGAAAAACUUAAUGACAUCGAGAGAGCAGUCUAUCUGUUAAGUAGUUCUGGCCAAGAAGUUCAGCGUAUUAGUGUUAUUACAAACCUUCCCGACCUCCUUCAAAACAACCAUGCAGAAUGUAUGCGGAGAGUGGUGCCGAAAGUCAGAGAAGUUCUUUAUGUGGCCCAGUCAGAGAUGCAAGUGGCAGCAUCAUCAGCAUUCCUUCAAAUUCUGCAGCGAGAGCUUGUGCCCAUCCAGAACUACACCCAGACAUUCCUCCAGACCAUCUUGCUCAGCGUAGACAGCAAAGACCCAGAGGUUGCAAAAUGUUGGUUAGACACUCUGUUAGAUGUCAUAGAACUACUGCCGAAAGAUGUUAUUAAAUCGGACAUUCUUUCCAUUGCCAUUUCCAAGGGGCAGUUGUCACAGGCUGUGCAGUCUCGAUUGUCUUGCUGUAAAAUACUUGGCAAAAUUGCAACAAAGUUUGAACCUUUUGUCAUUAAGAAGGAGAUUCUACCUGUGGUCCAGUCACUGUGCCAGGAUGUUGAUUACGAAGUGCGUGGAUGUAUGUGCUAUCAGUUAGAUGCAGUCGCCAGAGGACUGGGCCUUGAAUCUACGAAAAGUGCAAUACUUCCUGAACUGGUGGAGUUGACCAACGACGAGGAGAGUUACGUGAGAAUCGCAGGGCUUGAAACUGUGGUCAACAUCCUCAGUCUACUCGACGAUGAUACCUGCAGUACAACAAUCAUUCCACUUGUGUGCAAGUUUUGUCAGCAGGCCAACCAGGCACAGGACUCGACACUCCCUGCCAUUGCCAAGCAGUUAGGGAGAAUUUGCCACGAACUUUCUAGAACUUUGACGGACGAUGAAAAAGAAUUGUUUGUAGAUUAUUAUCGAAAAUUCAGCAGAAUUGGCAGAUCUGAGAAGGCUAAGAAUACCAAAGAGGCUGAGAAGGAAUCACCACCAAAGGUGUUUUUUAUUCCUGAAUAUUUGGUAGAAGAAGAUUCUUCCGUUGAAUGUAGAAAGAAUUGUGCUUUUAAUUUUCCUGCUAUGGUACUUUUUGUUGGUGCCAAACACUUCAAGAGUUCUUUAUAUAGCACACUAGUGAGUCUCUGUACUGACCCUAGCAUCGUGGUGAGGAAAACAAUAUCAACCGGCUUCCAUGAGGUUGCCAAAUCACUAGGCAGCUAUGUUAACAUGGUUCAACCAGAACUUGUUACAUUACUCAAGGAUGAAUCUGUUGAGGUUCUGCAAGGAGUGAUCACGUAUCUUCCAGAAACGCUCUCUGCUAUUGCAAAUAGCAGCACAAAUACUGCAAUAGACUCUAAGUUGCAGGCUGUAUCAGACAUCAUUCCAGUGAUCAUAGAUGCGGAGCGAGUCAUCUCAACGUCUAACAACUGGCGGCUUCAGGAGGUCCUCAUGACCAAUUUGGCCUGCCUCACAGAUUGUUGUAGCAAUGAUGUCAUAUGCUCAAAAGUCAUUCCAAUGUUAUUCGAGAAACUCAAGAAAGGGAGGGCAUUACCGGUACGGCAUGCAGCAGCACGUACUGUUCUUCUGUUGCUUAGAAACCUUAAGAAGCUGGAGCAGCGUGAAGCAUUGAUACAUAAGUUUAUUAAUGAGUUCUGUCACGGAAACAGCUGUCACCGGAGAAACUUGUUUAUAGAUAUUUGUAAAUUUGUUUUGGAAUAUUACUCAAAGACAUUUUUCAAGGACUACUUUUUUGAGCCUGUUCUUGAAUUGACUUCUGAUCCUGUACCGAACAUUAGGUUAAGGAUGUGCUCAAUUCUACCCGAUUUGAAAAGAUUAGUUAAAAUUCCCAACGAUCGCAAUCUUGUUCAGCUCUUGGAUUCCUCAGUUCGGAAAAUAUUCAUCAGUGAAAAAGACAGAGAUGUCAAUGCAGCCCUAAAAAAAGCUGCAGAAAUGUUGGAUAAGACUCCUGUUCAGAUGGACUCUGUGUUAAAUCGACACAAAACUACUGAAGAUGAUAUUGAUGACAAUCAAAAGGAAGAGCAUGAAAAGAGACUGUUGAUAGAGGAAGAGAGGGAGAAAAAAAUGGAAGAGGAAAAAAUACAGGCUAAAGCCGAGAAGAAAAUCAUAUCUACAAAAAAAGGAGACAAUUGUUCGAGUAAAAUACCAGCUCCUAAAAGAGGGGGAGGAAAAUCUUCUGCACAUGCUGUUAAAGAUACAAAGAAAGCUGCCGGUUUAUCUGUGUCAUCUGGUACUGCGAUAGGUUCAAUGAAAGCAGAUCAUGGUCCGCAGUUUGUUUAUCCAUCCUAUUUCCAUCAUGAAGCUCCAAACCCCAGCAGCAAGACAAUGGUUAAGGCUUCGUUGGGAAAAGGGAAUCAUGCCUCGCUUGGCUCAGGUCUUAGGAAAAGCUCGGCCACAACACACAGUAAUGUGACUGCACGGCGUGGAUCCACAACCAGUGCUAGCAGUACAAACAGCAGUACUAGCAGUGUAUUUUCUCCGAGAUGUGUAUUUCUAGAUAAGAUUACUUCCCCCCACCCUCAAGUUCUGACCGUUUUCUUUCAAAUUUUGCAGACUACAUGUAUAAUACCAAACCGAAAAAGCCCGGAAGCAGCAAUGGAGUCGGUAGCACAAUGGGGAAAUCAUCUAAGUGAAGAGUGUCUAAAGGUGUGGUUUAUAUCACAUAACAUGUCUGCACAACAAGUGUUUGUUUUUGUUUCAUUUUCCGUCCACAUAUACUUGACUUACAUAUGGAUUGCUGAAAGGAGCCUGCGACACCAAAGAUUGUUGUGUUUUUGUAUGAAUAGUUCAACUGAGUUUAGGUCUUUUGUUCAUCACGUCCAUACGUGUGUGCAUGCAGAAUGAUUCAGGGCAGGAUUCAAAGACAUGUUAGUGUUUAGGACCAGAUGGACUUGAUGACAUGUGACCGACGGAAGAAAAAGAAAUUAUUUGGUAUUUCUGUAAAAUACCAAUAGAAAGUGUGGAUCUGAAUGGAUGAAGAUCCUGCCUAAUUAAAAAUUACAUAUAUUUUCUUUUAUACGACUAUAAUUUCACCUUGUUUGUAGAAGCCAAUUGAGUGGGUAAAAUGGUGGCUAUUACCAUAUUUCCACUAUAAUGACAGCUGUAAAAUAUCUAUAAUGGAUCCUCUCCCCCCUCAAGGACAUCAGCACCAAAACACCUCAUAAAAUAAAUAAAUAAAGUCUGAGAACAAAGGUUUGUACCACCCCCAUGUUGUUAGGUACAUACUACAAUAUAUAUUGGUUUAAACAAUAUUUAUUCAAUUUUUUUCUGGUGGGAUUGGUCGACAGGCUACAAGCCUAUAUUAGGACCUUUCCCUACAUUUUUUUUUACAAACAAGCUGUGAUAAGAUGACAGACUAGGUACAUAUAAUAACUAACGAUAAUAAAAACAUAGUAGAUAAUUAACAUAGAAGUGAGCUACAGAAAGGAAAAGUAUGUUCAGAGAAAUAAGACCGGUAGAAAAAUGUAACAAUAAUAUAAUAUAUAUUAUAUAUUCAUGGAAAACGAUGGUAAUGAAGGAAGAAUUCAAACAGUUUUCAAGUUAUUAUUUAUUGGCCGGUCUUAAAGAUGAAACUAUUUGUGAUGUAUCAUCAUUUAUUUGGUUUUCAGAACUUCUUUCCUUAUGUAUAUAUAUUUAUAUAUAAACUUUCUAAAUUACAUUUAUAGCACUAGUUGUAUUUAUUUUUAAAUUAAUAAAUAAAUUAAAACAAAUUAAGUCGCAACUGCCUAUACUUACAGGAGAAAUACGGUAUAUAACUGAAGAUGUAUGGUUUGACAUUUUGGAUAUCAUUGUUUUUAAAAUAAUAAUAUAUUUGAAUAGGACUCCGACUGUGAUGUCAGUCUGAAAGCAGUGAAAUAUGGUCAGAAUGGAUUAACACAAUGCAAAUGAUGUUAGUUUACUGUGCAUGUGACUGUGUGAGUAGUUAUCACAUGUGACCGCUUCAUUCUCACAUCUCACAUCUCACAUCGCAGCUAGUUUAUAAAUGAUUCAUAAAUACUGCAGUGUAUGUUUUCAUAUAAAAUGUUAAUGCAAUAGUUUGGAUUUGCUUGAUAAUUUAUGUUUAAGUGAGCAUAACAUGUACAACUACAUUACACAUUUCAACGGUGUUAAUGUUAAUGCAUUAGUUUGGAUUUGAUCGAUAAUUUAUGUUUUAGUAAGCAUAACCUGUACUACAGUACACAUGUCAAUGGUGUGUAUGAAACAAUAAAGAUGCGUUGACCAAGUGUACAGAGAGUCGUACCUACCAGGUUCCACAUAUAGCUCUACAUUUGAUUAGAAAUAAAAGUGUGCCAUAAUAUCUUCAUAGCUGUCACAAGCUGUUAGCAUCAUAAUUAUACACACACUACAUUUUCAUGCUGCUUUUUGAGACUACAUAGACGACAUAUGAAUGCACUUGUGUACAAGUUUCAUUUUGUAAAAUCGAUAACAGGAACCAUAAAAGUUAAAUCUAUAACUGAAGUAUUAUAAUAAACUAUAGAAAAAAUAUUAUUUUAUUUGCUUCAUUAUUUGCUGUGUCUAAGCAUGUUUAAACGUGUGACAGCUUUAUAAACUGAACUAAACAUAAAUUUAUGUCUUUGUGAAAUUGGCUUUAGAUUAUUACUUUCUUGCUAUUUUCUCUAGUUAGAAAACCACAGUUUAAAAAAUUACCCCUAACUUUUCAAUAUGAUAAACUAAGAAGCACAUUAUAUUUUAAUGUAUUCCUGUUCAGCACCAAUAUUUCCAUUAUUUGUAAGUUUUCCCCGUGAUGGUCAAUUAGUGGUUACAAGCACAGGUGUUUUUUUCACAAAUGUUUUUCCUUGUUGAGUUGGAUCAUCUCUAAUAAGCGUACACCUGUCAUGUACAUCAUGUUUUAUAAACAUGGUUUUAAAGUAAUUCCAGUGAUUCAUUAAUCAAAUUUUCCACUGUCAAAGAUUCAUCAAUAUUUGGUGACAAAUCCAUAUUGGUAUUAUUUUACUAAACUUGACUUGUUUUUGGAGUUUACUAAAUGACACCAAGUGCCGGAUUUACAAAGCCUGUUUUUGACUUGCAUACCUGUUAAUUACAUUUAUUUGCAAUUCUUAAACUGUAUUUAAUAACAGGCUUCGUAAAUUUGUCCCUUUAUGUUUGUAAAUGUAUAUAAAACAAGAUUAUGUGGAGGAGAUUGGGAAUUUGUGUUGAACCUAUUUGUGGUUUAGCAAUACAGAAAUGUGAAAUGUGAAGUUCAGUUUGCAGUCUAGAUUUUAGGCUAGGAUUUUUUUUUUUUUUUUUUAUUAUUUUUUUUUUUUUUUUUUUUUUUUUUACAGUAUUGUAAACUCAUGAAAAAUGUAGUUCUUGGGUCACAAGCAAGUGGGGUCCUGGGUCUAUGAGAAAAACUAGUGAAAAACUUAAUUGGCACUAGAUCUUCAUUAUCUGCUAUCAUUUGUGCUGUCUGAUUGCCUAAUAUAGUGGAAGCUGUUACAGAAAUCUUAACAUUACACUCGGGGCAAAGAUUUUUCAACAAUUAAAUAAAAAAAAAUCUUUUUUUUUUUUUUUUUUUUUUUUUUUCUUUUUUUUCCUUUUUUUAAAUAAAACGUUUUUUUUUUAAAAAGUGAAUUGUUUGGAAGUGUUUCGAUAUUGUGUUGCAGUCCUUCAUUGUACAGAAAUACCUCCUCAUGAACUAAUAUUGUUGAAGAAUGUUGUUGUUUUUUUCCAGUCUGUAAAUAUGCAUGUAGGUUCAAAUACAUGUUGUCUUCCUGAAUGUGAUUUGUCAUUUUACCUCGUGUUAUAAAACUGGAUCAUUUAAAAAUACAUUGUGAAGCAGUUUUUACAAUGUAAAUGUGAGACUGUAUUCUUGUUUGGCAGUACAAAUGUGUAGCAAUUUGUGUUGGUAUUGAAAAAUACUCUUUUUUUUUACAAUGUCAGACUGCAAUAUCUAACACGUACUGUAAAAGCAUUGUUAAAAAUAUGUUUGGUAUUCAGCAAUAUUGUGUCAUAAUUGGUGACUUAAAUAUGUCAUGUUAUGCCUCAUGUCUACAUUAUAAAUGACCAAUUAUUAUUCCUAGUGAACACUGGUGUGGUCAGCAUCUCAUGAUUUAAAUGUUAGUGAAAUAAAGAUACAAGUGGUAUUCAAAGUCUGUGUAACCUGACCUUUUGGGGUUUUUUUUACACAAGUCAUUUCAUCUUUCAGAUAUUGUGUUUAACCACAACACUCAAUUCAAUAACAUCUGUAAAUGGAGAAGAAGAAAAAGAUAUCACAGCAUAUAACUGUGUGAUCUUGUCAAAUUUGCAUUGAAUAAUUUUACCAUCAGUUUAUCACAUGGAAAUUUGAAAUACAAUUAUGCAGAUCAUUGUUGGGCUACAGAUGUUUUGAAUCCCCUUCAUACAAACACCGCCCUGCCCCCAAGGAAGGCAGAUAUGUAUUGUUGAAAGUUAUAGUUAUUGCAGAGUUUUCAAAUUCUAAAACACAAGGAAGUCUUUAAUUAAAACGCCAGUGCAGGCAGUCAUCAUAAACAACCUGGUCUUUUCUAAAUAAUAUGUCUAAAAACUACUCAACUUCAACAAUAAUUGAGGUGGUUUUAAAACCACUACUGGUAAAACAAUCAUAUUAUAUUUAAAAAAAAAAAAAAAAAUGGAUUUGGACAAAAGACAUGGGAUAAUUACUGUAAGAAGUGAAAAGUGGAAAUGUACAAUGUGAUGGCAAAAUGUCACAGGUAGAGUAAAUGUACUCAAGAGUUCCAUUAUCAAAAAAUAAUCCAUUUAAAGUUCAGACAUGCACCUGUCGUCUUUACUCGUACCAAUCAUAUGUACAGUUAUUUAUAAUUCUAAACAAUAAUAGGUUAUGUCAGUUAUUCCUGGAAUAAAAUGGAAAUGAAAGUUGCUCAAUUAUCACUAAAUAGACCAAUAUGAGGCCAGUAUGUGUUUAUCUAUGUGUGUAUAUAUAGAGAUCAUUAUUCAUUAUUUUAAAUCAAGUGACAAAUAAGAUAUAAAUAUUUACUAGACACAUAAUCUUGAUAAUAACUAGUAGUGAGCUACCAUUUUAUGUACAGGCGUAUUUAGUUCCAUUGUAAUAUCUUUAAAAAUACAACAUUUAUAAAGAGAUCUCAAGUCAUGCUGCACACUGUGCAAAACAUUAGCUUUGCUUCCUUUUCAUAAAUUAACUGUAUUUGAAUAUAUUAUAAUUAUUAUCAGUAUUCCAAGAAUGAAAACAAAGAGAUGAAAUCAACUUUGAAAUACACACAAGGCCAUGCCAGAGAUUGGAUGUGGGAGAGACUGCCUGAACCUUAAUUGGAUAGAGGCACGUUAAUAGAGUUUACAAGGCAAUACCAAAUUGUGAUGUCACAUUCAGUAGUUGUUUAUGAAUAGUUGGAACUGUCCAAUAAAGUCAGAGUUUAUUAAUGAUAAUCUUUGUUAUAUUACCUGUGGAAUGGGGUUGGGUAUUGGAAUAAGUAAUGUCAUCAGCAGGCAAAGAUGGCAAACACUAUUUUAGAUCAGAACAACACAUGUACCGAGUUUUUCUUAUCCCUCCUGUGAUGUGGGGUAGAAUCUGGCCGUGAUGGUGGCGUGCUAGUCUGGGGUGCUUGGGUCAUACGAUCGAACUUCUUCCACAGACCUAUUGGGUUUAUCCCCUCCCUCCUCUCUCUGCGCCCGCCCCCCCCCCCCCCCCCCCCCCCCCCCCCCCCCCCGGACCCCAUCUCAAGCAAUGCUCCACAACUGGUAUGUCAGAGGUGAUGUCCUAUCUGGGAAAGUUCAUAUAAGAGAUCCAUUAAUGCUAAUGGGGAAACUAUAGCAGAGCCGAGUUCAGCCAGACCAAGCAGAAAACUGUUCGCUAGACUGGUUUAUGCACUUCACAGUUGGAAACCAAUCAAAUAGGUCGCAAACAUUAGCGAAACGUUUGCCAGCUGAACUUGGGGCAGGUUUUCUCUGUAGACUGUCGGACAUCCAGUGGCCAAUGAUUCAUUAAUCAGUGUCCUCUAGUAGUGUUAAACACAGCAAGCAUUUAACUAUUACUAAUACUGAUAGUAGUAUUACAGUAUGGUUAACUGUAUAUUACUUAUUUUUCAAGAAUAUGACUGCACAAUGCAUUCUUGUAAACAAUGCCACUUGAUUUUGUUUUGCUUACUGUGUUCAAGCCUUUACCCACAGGCCAUACUUUUGCAUCAUUAUCAAUGAUGGCGUUAUAAAUAAUGAUUGAUAGUUAAAUUGUUCAGUUCAGGGCAGAAAGCAUUUUGUAAUUUUCGGUUGUUAAUCUUUUGAGUAUUUAAAAACUUUAAAUAAUAGUUAUUUGGCAGUCACAUUUUACAUUAAGGGAUUAGCAAUCAACUUGGGAGAACGUACUCAAAUAUGUGGAUUUUUGUAAAGAUAAUAUAACGUGUCUAUUCAGCUGUUUUUAAUACUUUGUCCACUAUAUGUGCAGAGGAUUUUGAAUUUCACAACAAUUUUUACAUCAUUUCUACAGUUACAAACGACUACAUACAUGUAGCUUAAAUUGUUAUUAAGGAUUGAAUGUUUGACAUUUUACCUUCCAUGACAUUUGAAACUUCAUGAAUAUAUUGAUACUACGAGGGGUGAUCAAAACAUUCUCAGCCUAACUAAGAAGGGACUGUGUGCAUGACAUGAUUAUGCAAGACUGAUUGCUAACCACCAGGAAUGUAGCCAGUGAGGUAGGCCUAUUGCACGAAUCCUGAUGAAUGUGCUGUCCAUGACAAAAGAUGUGCUCUUCCAUCAGGAUUGCACCUUCUCACACUUCAGCAGUUGCCACGAUUGCUCUGCAUAAAUCAGACUUCUAUCUGUUUUCUAAUGCAAAAUAAGGAGUUACAAACCUUGCUAUGAAACAAAUUGAGGGGAGUGGUUAAUUGAUCCCCCAACUUGGAUCAUGGUGAGCCAUUUAAGGAUAUAUUGAUACCAUCUAAGGGGAAUAAACAUUUACUCUCCUUGAACUAGUCUCAGGGGAGUGAUGGGGAGUGAGCAUGAUGGCUCCCCUUAAACUGCGAGGUCUGGAGUCACCUGGCAGACCAGACAUUAUGCUUAUGAUGAUGGCAAUUCUGCUGUUGAGCAGUUGCUAAACCUGCAGGAAGAAUUUUUCCAUGUCGGAGGCAACCAGGCAGUGCAGCACCAUUGGAAGAAAUAAGUGGACAUCCUAAGGGACUACUUUGAAAAGUAACAGAUAGAAAUAUCCAUAGGGAAAGUCUGUCCUAGUUGUAUUGAGAACUUUCUGAUAACCCCUCAUACAUCAGGAUUUAGUGUUACAAGUGUAUGUAUAUGUAUUAAAUCAAAAUGCCGUCCAUAGAUAAGUAUCUUAAAACUAAUUUUGUCAUGUUUUGUUUCUAUGAAAACAUUUAUAUGAAAGAUAUUGCCAGUGAACAAUGUUUUUAUACGGUCUCAGAUGUUUGUUAUUUGGUUAUAUUAUAUUUUAAUUUUUGUUAUAUUUAUUGAAAAUGCCAUCUCAUUAUUGCCGUAUUAUAUUUCAUGGUCUCAUUGUACUGGUAUUUCUUUCGUGUUGUGAUAUGUUGUAGGAAUAUAUUAUCAGUAUUGUAUUUUAAGGUAUUUGUGUUAUCUGUAUCAUAUAUUUUAGUAUAUGUAUGGUCAUUUAUUUUGAAAUGAAAAUGUUUGUAAAUAAAUCUCUCCUUUUUU